Molecule: messenger RNA, 1995 nt
Organism: Monodelphis domestica (gray short-tailed opossum)
Lineage: Eukaryota; Metazoa; Chordata; Mammalia; Didelphimorphia; Didelphidae
Gene: DBP
Product: D-box binding PAR bZIP transcription factor
Biological process (GO): regulation of transcription by RNA polymerase II
Cellular component (GO): nucleus
Molecular function (GO): DNA-binding transcription factor activity, RNA polymerase II-specific; RNA polymerase II cis-regulatory region sequence-specific DNA binding
Source: RefSeq, a predicted model, not a curated record
ACGAGGCGAAGCCAGGCUGGGAGGAGGAGGGGUGCGCGGGGCUGGGGCUGAAGGAGAGGCUGCCUUGGGGCCUGCACCAAUCCCCGCCCUGCUCCUCGCUCAAUUCCCCCCCUCCCCGCCUGUAUUUUUUUUUCCUCAUCCAAAGAAGUUUGCAGCGCCCUUGGCUCCGCCUGCUUCUCGGCCAGCCUCCCAUCCCCGUUGCACACUCCGACAGACACACACAUACACACACACGCCUCCCCCGUGCAGGCUUGCCAAGCGCCUCCGAUGUGCACGAGCUCAGGCUCGCGGGCUUUAAAGCACAGGGUGCCCGUCGCUGCCCGCUCACCCGCCCGGCCCCUGUCCUCGCCGGACCCCCUUGCAGACAGGCUCUCCCCCGGCGACCUCGGGGGUCUCCGGGCUGCCGCGGACGCCUGGCUCCCACGCACGGGCAAGCUGAGGUUGGCAGGGAUCUCUGGCCCGGGACACCGCGGCAUCCGCUAGCCCGGAGUCUCCAAAGGUGCAACCUCGUAGCCCAUGAGCCGGUGACGACCCCCAGUCCCUGGGGGAUGGCGAGGCCCUCGAGCGACAGGUCCCCGGCCCCACAGCUGCUGGGCGGCCCGGCGGGAGGCGCGGCGCUGCACGGCUUGCGAAGCCUCCUGCAGGGGCCCGGGAAGACCAAGGAGCCGCCGGCCAGCUGUCUCCUGAAGGAGAAGGAGCGCAAGGCGGCCGGUGGAAGCGGCAGCGAGGACGUGGGGGGCCUUCUGGGGGUGUCGGGCCGGCCCCGCUCGGGCCCGGGGCCCGGAGCCCUGCUGGCCUCACUACUCUGGGAGCGGCCGCUGCCCUUCGGGGACGUAGACGACGUGGACCUGGACGCGUUCCUGCUGGAGCACGGGCUGCCCCCCAGCCCUCCGGACCCCGGGCCGCCCGCGCCUCGAGCGGCCCUCGCCCCCGGCGCCGCCGCCCCCUCCUGCUCUUCGGGCUCCUCAUCCCCUGCCCAGUCCAGCUCCUCCUCGCCGGCCCCCACGCCCACGCCUGCCUCACCGCGGCUGUCCCCGGGGGGACACGUAUUAGGCCGCCGGGCCCCGGGCGCAGGUGCUUCUUCAGGCUCUCAGCGCGCAGGUCCAGUCCCCCGGGACACCCCCAGUCCGGUGGACCCCGAGUCUGUGGAGGUGCUGAUGACCUUUGACCCCGACCCCGCCGACCUGGCCCUGUCUAGUGUGCCAGGCCAGGAUACAUUUGACCCCCGGAAGCACCGUUUCUCGGAGGAGGAGCUGAAGCCGCAGCCCAUCAUGAAGAAGGCCCGGAAGAUCCAGGUGCCAGAGGAGCAGAAGGAUGAGAAGUACUGGAGCCGCCGCUACAAGAACAAUGAGGCGGCCAAGCGCUCCCGGGAUGCCCGGCGGCUGAAGGAGAACCAGAUCUCGGUUCGGGCAGCCUUCCUGGAGAAGGAGAACGCCUUGCUGAGGCAGGAGGUGGUCGCUGUUCGCCAGGAGCUCUCUCACUACCGGGCGGUACUGUCCCGCUACCAGGCCCAACACGGGGCCCUGUGACUGUGCCGGGGCAGGCUCCUAUCCCCCCAGCCCCACGGACCUCCCCAGGACUGCCCCCACCUCACCCCCAGGACGUUGUGCCCCUCCGGUCGAUGGCCCGCCGCUGCCAGUUCUUGGCACACUGGGACUAGCAGGCUCUUCCCAGGACACUGCUGCUGGCCUUGGGGGGCCAGGCUGCGAAGGCCUUAGGGGCCAGGACCACAGCAGCUCCCCCUUGGGGCCUCCCUGCGGCCCAGGCAGGGACAUCCAGGAGCCAGAGAGGCUUAGGCAAGGCCGGGCACGGUGCUGAGACGCUCACAAAUCUAGCUAUAUAUAUAUAUUUUUUAAGAAAAAGAAGUGCAGACCCCCCCUUCCUCCCUGCUGGGGGGGUGGGCGUUGGGGAGGACUCAGGAGUCGGGGCCUUUCCCAUUCCCUUGCUCCCUGGCCCUCUCUGAUUGAAUAACUCCAAUAAACCAUGAGAAGCCAA